UGGGAUUGUGCCCUAACCGGUGUGAGAAAGUGAAAUACUGAAAUCACGGGAAGAACCAUCUAGUCUGAACCACACAAAAAUGGCAUCAAGAGAUCCGCCGUCGAGCCCAAAUUCGCCUUCAUCGCCGGGGUUCAGCACGGACAGGCUUCCGUUCGACACCAGUCAACCCUCCGAUGACGAUGAGGCAGCCGUUGAUCCCAACGUUAUCGGAGACGAUCAGGACGUUCCCGAGGAGGAAGAGGAAGGAGAAGAUCUUUUCAAUGACAAUUUUUACGACGACUAUCGGCAAAUGGGGGAGCAAGACCAGUACGAGUCGGCUGGAUUGGAUGACUCGCUGGUAGACGAGAUGGAUUACGGUGAACACGUGGCCGCUAAAAAUGCUGCAGAGAUGGAGCUGGACGCCCGCGAUGGUCGCACCAGUAACCGCAAGCUUCCACAGCUCCUCCAUGACCCAGAUGAUGAUGAUGACUACAGGCCUUCAAAGAGGUCUAGAGCUCUUCCGAAUUCAUUAUCUAGCUACGAUGACACUGACGGUGCGCAAAGUUCGCCAGGUAGAUCUCAGCCUGGACACUCAAGAGAUGAUGUACCAAUGACUGAUCAAACGGAUGAUUAUCCAUAUGAGGACGAUGAUCCUGAGGGAGAGUUUGAGAUGUAUCGUGUCCAAGGAACUUUGAGAGAGUGGGUUACUAGAGAUGAAGUGCGCCGCUUCAUCAGCAAAAAGUUCAAGGAAUUCUUGCUGACCUAUGUGAAUUCAAGGAAUGAACAUGGCAAUUUUGAAUAUGUGCAGCAGAUAAAUGAGAUGGUAUCAGCUAACAAGUGUAGCUUGGAGAUAGACUACAAACAGUUUAUCUAUGUUCAUCCCAACAUCGCCAUCUGGCUGGCUGAUGCACCUCAAUCUGUCCUAGAAGUCAUGGAAGAAGUUGGCAGAAAUGUUGUCUUUGAUCUACAUCCAAACUACAAAAAUAUCCAUCAAAAGAUAUAUGUUCGCAUUACCAACUUACCAGUUUAUGAUCAGAUUCGAAACAUAAGGCAGAUCCACUUGAACACUAUGAUCCGUAUUGGGGGUGUUGUUACUAGACGUUCUGGGGUCUUCCCCCAGUUGCAACAGGUCAAAUAUGAUUGCAACAAGUGUGGUGCAGUCUUGGGGCCAUUUUUUCAAAAUUCUUAUUCAGAAGUUAAAGUUGGUUCUUGCCCUGAAUGCCAAUCCAAAGGACCAUUUACCGUUAACAUCGAGCAGACAAUAUACAGGAACUACCAGAAACUUACUCUCCAGGAGAGUCCAGGAAUUGUGCCGGCAGGUCGGCUUCCAAGACACAAGGAAGUGAUACUAUUGAAUGAUCUGAUUGAUUGUGCUCGCCCUGGGGAAGAGAUUGAGGUUACUGGUGUGUAUACGAAUAACUUUGACUUGUCUCUAAACACAAAGAAUGGAUUCCCAGUUUUUGCCACUGUAAUUGAAGCAAACUAUGUCACAAAGAAGCAGGAUCUUUUUUCUGCUUACAAACUUACCCAGGAAGAUAAAGAAGAAAUAGAGAAGCUGGCUAAAGACCCCCGAAUAGGGGAAAGGAUUGUCAAGUCCAUUGCACCAUCUAUCUACGGCCAUGAGGACAUUAAAACUGCAAUAACUCUUGCCAUGUUUGGAGGCCAAGAGAAAAAUGUUGAGGGGAAGCACCGUCUCCGCGGGGAUAUUAAUGUACUUCUCCUAGGUGAUCCAGGCACAGCAAAAUCACAAUUUCUUAAGUAUGUUGAAAAGACUGGGCAGAGGGCUGUGUAUACAACUGGAAAGGGGGCUUCUGCUGUAGGUCUUACAGCUGCAGUGCACAAGGACCCAGUCACAAGGGAGUGGACACUUGAAGGAGGGGCCCUUGUGCUAGCUGAUAAGGGGAUCUGUCUUAUUGAUGAGUUUGACAAGAUGAAUGAUCAGGACAGGGUGAGUAUUCAUGAAGCAAUGGAGCAACAAAGCAUUAGCAUUUCAAAGGCUGGGAUUGUCACAUCUCUCCAGGCUCGCUGCUCUGUUAUUGCUGCUGCCAACCCAAUUGGUGGAAGGUAUGACUCCUCAAAAACAUUAUCGCAAAACGUCGAGUUGACUGAUCCAAUUAUUUCUCGUUUUGACAUCCUUUGUGUGGUUAAGGAUAUGGUCGAUCCUGUAACAGAUGAAAUGCUCGCAAGAUUUGUAGUUGAUAGCCAUUUCAAGUCGCAAGCCAAGGGUUCUAACAUGGAGGAUGUACCUUUGAGUGAAUCCCCUGAAGAUAUCCAAACUUCUGCCAGGCCAGUUGAUCCAGAGAUUCUUUCCCAAGAUUUGUUAAAGAAAUACCUAACUUAUGCCAAGAUGAAUGUAUUCCCAAAGUUGCACGAUAGCAAUAUGGACAAGCUUACACAUGUCUAUGCUGAACUUCGAAGAGAGUCUUCACAUGGACAAGGGGUCCCUAUAGCAGUGAGGCACAUAGAAUCAAUGAUACGAAUGUCUGAAGCCCAUGCCAGAAUGCACCUCAGACAGCAUGUCACUCAAGAAGAUGUGGACAUGGCAAUUCGUGUCCUGUUGGAUUCGUUUAUAUCAACACAAAAAUUUGGGGUGCAGAAGGCUCUGCAAAAGAGCUUCAGAAAGUAUAUUACUCUCAAGAAGGAUUACAACAGACUCCUCCUCAACCUUCUGCGCGAACUAGUUAAGAAUGCAUUGCACUUCGAAGAAAUAGUUUCUGGCUCUGUUUCUGGGCUUACUCACAUUGAUGUGAAAGUAGAGGACCUCCAGGCCAAGGGUCAAGAGCACGAUAUUUAUGAUCUAAAGCCCUUCUUUUCGAGCACUGAUUUUUCCGUGGCCAAUUUUCAGUUGGAUGAAGAACGUGGAAUGAUUAGGCAUCGCCUCUCGAGAUGAACAUGAUGGUCCAGUCACACCUCAUACCGUUGAUUGCUGAGUUUACAUUGCCUAGUUUUAGAAAAUAUGUCGAAAUGAGAUCAACCUUUUCUCA
Tripterygium wilfordii is the source of this 2963-nucleotide messenger RNA. Its product is annotated as DNA replication licensing factor MCM2. NCBI's taxonomy places the organism in Eukaryota, Viridiplantae, Streptophyta, Magnoliopsida, Celastrales, Celastraceae. Gene Ontology annotation, molecular function: single-stranded DNA helicase activity; single-stranded DNA binding; ATP binding. Gene Ontology annotation, biological process: DNA replication; mitotic DNA replication initiation; double-strand break repair via break-induced replication. Gene Ontology annotation, cellular component: MCM complex; nucleus. Bases 80 to 2869 code for a protein of 929 amino acids. The record is from RefSeq and is a predicted model, not a curated record. The transcript is spliced from 17 exons.